This is a messenger RNA of Cyphellophora europaea CBS 101466, 2373 nucleotides long. RefSeq lists its product as uncharacterized. The record is from RefSeq and is a predicted model, not a curated record. Gene Ontology annotation, molecular function: serine-type peptidase activity; dipeptidyl-peptidase activity. Gene Ontology annotation, biological process: proteolysis. Bases 1 to 2373 code for a protein of 790 amino acids. The transcript has 2 exons. Lineage: Eukaryota; Fungi; Ascomycota; Eurotiomycetes; Chaetothyriales; Cyphellophoraceae.
AUGGCGUCGCUAAUCCUCUUGUUGUUGCCUCUGGCAGCAGCUAUCGAGAGACCACCUCAUCAGCCACAGGGUAAUGGGACCAAGAUCCUCAGCUUCAACGAGACGGUACCGGCCGCGCAAUACAGUGCUAGCUCGGUAUCCGUGUCUUGGGUCUCUGGAGACGAGGAUGGCCAGUAUAUCACCGAGAGUGAAGACGGCAGUAUCGUGCUGCAGAAUAUUGUUACUGGCGAUUCUCGGACUCUGAUCGAAGCCGAUGCAGUCCCUGAAGAUUACUGGGAGUACUGGGUCAGUCCGACGGCUGACCGAGUCCUUUGGUCAACAAACUACACCAAGAACUACCGACAUUCCUACUAUUCAGACUAUAUGAUACAGGAAAUCGAGAGCGGCGAAUUGACGCCAUUGGUCGAGGAUCAGGCCGGCGAUAUCCAAUAUGCCGAAUGGGCCCCAACGGGCGACGCCAUUGCUUUCGUGCGCGGCAACAACCUGUAUAUUUACAACAACAGCGAGAUUACUCAGGUCACUGAGGAUGGCGGCCCAGACAUGUUUCAUGCGGUGCCAGAUUGGGUCUACGAAGAGGAAAUCUUCGGGGACCGCUACGUGCUCUGGUGGUCGCCUGAUGCUCAAUUUAUUGCCUUCCUCUCCAUGAAUGAGACUGGCGUCGGCACUUUCACGGUCCCCUACUUCAUGGGCUCGCCACUCGAUCCCCAGGAGGUCGCUCCCGAGUACCCAUAUGAGCUCGAGCUCCGGUACCCCAAAGUUGGCAGCACGAAUCCGACGGUCGAGUUCAAUGUCCUGGAACUGUCGACUAUGGAGGUUUCCAACAUCCUGAUCGAUGCUUUCGAACCCAACAACACGAUUAUUGGAGAAGUUGCUUGGGUCACGGACGACCAUGCAGGUGUAGUUUAUCGGGCGUUCAAUCGUGUCCAGGAUCUCGAGAAGCUCGUUUUGGUCGACCCGGCGGAGCAGACAUCAAGCGUCAUCCGCGAGCGAGACGGAACCGACGGCUGGCUCGAUAACAACCUCGCCAUUCAGUACAUUGGCACAAUCGACGAUUCCAACACAACCUAUUUCCUCGAUCUUUCCGACGAAUCCGGCUGGCAGCACAUCUACCUCUGGCCCGUGGAUGGCGGCGACAGCAUCCAGCUCACAGAGGGUGAAUGGGAGGUUACGGCUGUACUGAAGGUCGAUACCGAUCGCCAGUUGAUCUAUUACACCAGCACCGAAGCUCACAGCACCGAGCGACACCUAUACUCGGUCUCCUUUUCGGGCAACAAGACCGCUUUGGUAGACGAUUCCGUGCCCGCGUACUACUCUGCCUCCUUCAGCUCGGCUGGCGGCUACUACAUCCUCAGCUACCUAGGGCCCAACGUACCCUAUCAAGAACUGUACAGCAUCAACUCCACCUCCGAAGCUUUGGACUCUAUCACCACAAACGAGGCACUAGUCCAGAACAUUACCGAAUUCAACCUCCCCAAUAUCACAUACCUCGAACUCGAGCACCCUGACGGCUACACACUGAACGUAAUGCAGCGCCUGCCUGUUGACUUCGAUCCCUCGAAGAAAUAUGGUUUGCUUUUAAUACCGUAUGGAGGUCCUGGUGCCCAAGAAGUCUCGAAGCAGUUCUCCCCUUUGAACUGGAAAGCCUACAUCGCCUCUGACCCGAGCCUCUCCUACAUAACCUACACAGUCGACGGACGAGGCACCGGCUUCAAAGGACGCGCCUUCCGCGCCACAGUCACCAACCACCUCGGGCGCCUCGAGCCGCUCGACCAGAUCUGGGCCGCCGAGCAACUCAUCGCCGCCAACGAGUGGAUCGACACCGAGCACGUCGGCAUCUAUGGGUCGAGCUUUGGCGGGUACCUCUCGGCGAAAGUGCUGGAGGAGGACUUGGACGUGUUUACCUUCGCCAUGAUUCAAAGUCCUGUGACUGACUGGCGGUUCUACGAUACGUUCUAUACCGAACGCUACAUGAAGACCUUGGAGGAUAAUGAAGCCGGCUAUAAUGAGACAGCAAUCCGCACGACCUCGGGCUUCGCGCACGCCGCCGGCGGCUUCGCCCUCGUGCACGGCACCGGCGACGACAACGUGCACUACCAAAACUCCGCGGCCCUGGUCGACCUGCUCGUCGGUUCCCCGGAAAACCCUUCCGGCGUGACCCCCGAGAAAAUGAAGAUGUUUGCCUUUACGGAUAUCAACCACGCGAUCCCCAGCAGUAAGGCCGGCACGUGGCUGUAUCAGUUUUUGACGGAGUUUUUGUUCGAGGAGAAGCUUAGAGGAACAGAGGACGAGUUGGUGCAUCAGUGGAGUAAGAAGGAGGUGGAGGUGGAGGUGGACGAGAGGAGGAGGAGGAGGGCGGUUGAGUGGCUUGCUUGA